Besnoitia besnoiti is the source of this 6066-nucleotide messenger RNA. RefSeq lists its product as uncharacterized. The record is from RefSeq and is a predicted model, not a curated record. Lineage: Eukaryota; Apicomplexa; Conoidasida; Eucoccidiorida; Sarcocystidae. The transcript is spliced from 2 exons. Bases 1 to 6066 code for a protein of 2021 amino acids.
AUGGACACGCGUGUUCGAGGUCAGCCGCCGGUGGCCGCUGUCCAUGUUGCGGUCGCGAGCGCACUCCCAACUCUGAGCAGCGGCUCAACUGACCGCGCGCCGCAGGCGGCGGGAGGGACUCUGUCGGCGCCACGGCACAUGGAGUCCGCGCGCGAUCCCUGGGGGGGGCACGGAGAUGACAUGAGCUGGCAGGCCAGCGGGCAGCAUGUGAGUUGGUCGGCGGGACUGAGUCAUGCUGGGGCAGGCGCCGCGCCGCGGUCCGGCAGUCUCGGAGCCGCGGCUUCCGCCAGCGACCGACAGGGCGGGCUCGUGGAAACGCUAGCCGCACACACGGAGCGCGACCUGAGAGAGUUCACUGGCGAAGGCGGAACUGACGACAGGUUCGCAACUCGUGGCAGGACAGGAAGCUCGGCUUCGCACGGCUUCUCGCAGCAGCAAGCGCACCCGGACCGCCAUGACCGUCGUCGAGGGCGCGCUUCCUACGCCGCCGGGGAGGACAUGGCAGGAAGAGGCGCCCUGAUUUUGGGCCAGAAAGAGAACGCCCCGUGGGGCUUCUUCGGCGUGGCUCCUGUCCAACCCCUAGGGCUCGAACCUAUAAGCUCCGAUAAGACUGCUUCUGCCAGCCGGGCUUCCGCUCGCGAUGAGCCGAACCCUCAUGGGUCUGCGCCGCCGUCAGGCGAUGGAAGCGCAGCGCAUCCCAGAGGGUCUUGCUCUUUUUCGCGCACGUCUUUCUUUUCUGUUCGCGAAAGUCCGUGUUGCUUUCUGUCCUCGACGCGCGCUAGCGUCACCGGGAGCACCGACCCGUUUUUCUCCACGCCGCCCCGCCAGCCCGAGUUCGACUCUGGCUUCGCAGAGCUCUCCCGCCAAGCCGACGCUCGCGGCCGGGGACCUGACUACCUCGAGAUGCCCUCGUGUGGAGGCUCCGAGGCCAGUUCCUGCGCGCCUCCAAGAGACUUUCGGCACUCGUCGCCAGUUCUGUCUGCAGCUCGCCUGUCUGGCGCGGCGGACUGGACUGCUGACUCGCAUCUAGCGAGGACUCCUCGCCGUUGCGCUGCUGACGAACUGGAGCGAGUCGGAACGUCUGGGGGGGGAGAAAGCAGCGUCAGCAGUGCGAGGGUGUUUCUGCCGCACAGGAACCCGGUGGGCAGUGCCCCGGGGGACUUGCCUGUGUCCCCGUAUGCGGGUCAGUGGAGCCUCGGCGCGCACAGCGCAUCCUCGGCUGGAGGCCUUUCCCCUCUGGCAGGCGGACUGUCUUGUUCGGAUCCCCCUGACCCAACAGAGGGGUCGCCUUCGGUGGCUGCGGCGCUGUCGAUCUUUCCUUUUCUGCUCCCGAGUGCUGCUGCGCUGGCGCUAGACGGCCGCCGCACCAGAAGGCUCGCGCGGUCGGGAAGGCCCCUAGGGGGCGGUCGUCCCGCAUCCGCGAAAUCGGCUUCGUCGAGGUACUCCGAGAGCUUUCCGCGCCGUUCCUCGAGCACGCAGAGCGCUUCCGCCGGGCUACCCGCCAGCGAAGCCGCGUGUGUCUCGGUGGGCCUCAGCGUCGCAAGUCCGGCGGUCUCAGGCGGAUCUGAGAAGGCAAGGACUCCAGACGUGGCGCCUGGUGGACCGACGGAGAGCGCCUGGGAGGCCGACCCGCUUGUGCAGGAAGCUCUCUGCAGCUGCCUUGCGGCAGCGGCUCCCGAAGCUGAAGAAAGCGACCUGCGGAGGCUCCAGCAGAACAGCGCCGAACUGGAUCUCCUUCUUCCCCAAAUGCCUCUCGGAGAGCUAUGUGUCCUAGAUACUGCGCCCAGUGCAAACAGCCCGUGCGCGGCAGAGGGCAGCGGGACAGAAAGCGCUGGAAAGGGGCACUGGAGCAUGCGCGGGCGCAGCGAUAGUUGCGGGCAGGGAUCCAGGACAACAAGACGGAUGACUGGGCGCCGCGUCAAAGUCUGUCGAUGCCUGCGGCCCCUGGCGAGCAGCUUGCAGACAAGGUCUCUGUGCGAUUUGUACGAGGAAGAAGCGUUCUUUUUGCCCGAGCAAGAUAUCUUGGAAGUGAAGUUCAACUGGUGGCAGAUGCUCAAGCGGGAGUUUCGCGUCCAGGUCCAGUGGGAGUUGCAGCGUGAGUUGCAGAAGCAGCGAGGCGGGGAGCUUCCGAAGCAGAGUCGCGAGGAGAGACUUCUAAGCCGAUGGUCCUACUGCGUGUCUUCUGUGACAGCGCUUCACGUGCCGAAAGCUCGCCGCAUUCUUCAAGACGGGCCGCUCGCCUUGCACGAUGGCAUGGCCAUAGACGGCGCUGGUGGGAACGCCGACGCCAGAGAUAUGGGCGCGAGCUGCGGGCGGGACGGCUUGGGCGACCUCGACGUCUCUGCUCUUUUGCCAAGAGCUUGCGAGAGUGAGGGCGAAGCAGAAGGCUUCAUGGACUGCUCGACGGACCCCCAAGGGCCAGGGGGCGAAGGCCGCAAAAUACUUAGCCGCCAGAUGCGUCAGCGAGUCUGGACGUGGAUGUGGGAGUGCUCGUCCGGCCUCGGCUUCUGCGUCCCCAGUCGCUUUCUGGGCCUGCAGCUGUUGGACGCGUACGUCGCCCACGAACUCUCUCCCCUCGAUCCCGAGAAAGAAGAUCAAGUGAGUCUCGCUGCGGUGGCGUGUCUCCUCAUCGCGGCGGGCCUGCGCGGUCAUUGGAAAGAUCUCCAGAAAGACGCGUACCUUGCCGCUAUCGUCCGCGGGCUGGACUUCCCCUACUCGAUAGAUGAGGUGAUUCAGACGCAGUACGACAUUCUCCAUCUUCUGCCCUCCGGCAUCAUGCUCAGCAAAACUGUGAUUGACUAUUUCCGCCUCUAUCUCGCGCACCUGAAGGAGCUGCCUAAUCUGCUCCAGCAUCUCGACACCGGGGGGCCCGAACUUCCCGGCGCGGAAGCCAAGUCGUCUUCUGCCGUCUCUUCCUUUCUCCGCCAGAGCUCGACUAGCCUUUUGCCGGAUCUGGCUGCCCGCUGCGACCGCAGGCUGAGUUGUGUCUCGGCUAGCAGGGGUUCUGGCGCUGGUCCCAAGGAGGACAGCGACAGCCGCGGGCUCGCGGGGGAGAUUCUUCAGCACACAGGAGCGUUCUUCACACCGCUUCUUUCCGAGCAGAGUUCACUGGAUACAGCGGGGGCGAGGGCGGGCGAAGGCCACAUGGACUGCCUAGAUUCCUCUCGAGGUCGACAGGACAGCCACCCUGUUGGAGCGAGCGUGGGACUGUCAACAGGCACAGGAGUCUGCGUGAGCAUCAGCAGCGGCGCCUCGUCUCGUUGGAACUCUCCUUUACCGGUGGCGGCAUCAGAGAGCGAGGAGGCCGGCGACGCAACUGAUCAGGGGCUUGUGUCGCUCUUUGAAUUCUGGAAGUGUACAGGGCUUCUUGCGUGCCUCGAGGCGCUCAUCCUCCGAAGCUGUUCAGCUAUCGUCGGCUCGGCGGGGCCCCCUCUGCUUGUCCCGCCGAGCCGCCUUGUUGCGGCUCUUCUGCUGCGGCUCAUCGAGCCCUUCAGCAUGGCGCGACUGGUGGAGAAGAAGACCGAGAGGGACCGGAGAACUCGCGGCCUCCCCCCACAACUCGCGGUAGACCCCGACCCUGUCCUUGGCCGCGGCAGCAUCGCCUCCUGGAGUCGGUUCCUCUGCACCUUUGUUUUUCGCCUGCACUACGACGCCGACAUGGUUUUCUGGAAGGCUGUCCUCGCUCCUGUCAUCGACGGAGUCCUCAGCAUGGAAGACAACCGCUGCUUCUUGGCGCUCUGGGAGGCCGGGAGCGAGGUGUGGGCUAACUUGAUUUCUCGGAGUUGCAUUUUCGAAGAGAACGGCGUUCCGGGAGCACCUGCCGAAGUCGCCGGGGGGGUCCGCGACGUGCGAGCUCCUCAUUCUGGAGAAAGAGAGCUUUCGGAGGGGUGGAGUCGGGUCGCGUCGGAAGCCGCGGUCCCUGCGAGCCACCUCGGUCAGCACUCCCGUGGAGAAACGCUCGCAGACCGCGCGGAAGGGUUCGCUUCUCCGUGGGGGGCUGCUCGCAGGCGACGUUCGCCGGAGAGCGGCUCUUCGGCGGCGGCGCGGACCAGUUUUUCGUGGUCGGCGAGCGAGCCGCGCCGCGUACAGGAGAUGCAGACAGGCGCGAAGGACACCCACGGGCGGGAGAAUGUCACCGGACUUACCAUCCAGGAUCCUUCCGCUGUGCAUGUCGUCGUCCCAGUCGCACCUGCGCAUGCAUCGCAUUACGCAUCACACAUACGCAGAGAGCUGCUUGCUGCGGCGGCUGCAAGGCCGAGCUGGUCUGCUGACCACGGAGAGGCGCCGAGUGCGCGUCCAGGCUCCACGCAUCGCACCCCGGUUGCAGUGUAUGCCGUAACUGCUUUGGGCUUCGACGCGAGCGCCGGAAGUGCGCAAGUCGAAACGGGAGAGUGGACGAAGCAGACAGGCUAUCCCGCGCAAGACACAAUGCAGUGGGAGACGGAUGAAGGAUGCAAGGCGUGGACACCUGUCGGCGCUGCUCCAGGCGCUGCGCGAUUCGCGCCGAGCGCUACUGAUUCCGAAACGCCGCGGAGAGAGGCGGGAAGAGUGCUGGAAGAGAGUGGAGGGGGAGGGCGCCACAGGGGCCCGCGCGAGGCACGUUCUCCGAGUGUUUCGGAGAAACGGCGGCGGUCGGUACGGGACCAGCUCGCGAUGCCCGCAGACCACAAGUUUCAGAAAUUUGGAUCAGACUCCGGACCACCGCAGGCCAGUGUCGCCCGCGGAGAAAUCAUGUAUGCGUCUGCAAAGGAGGGUCAUCCACGGAGCCGCGACCGACAGAAAAGCGGCGGGGAGCGCCACCGAGCGUCGUGGUCCGUCGUCGCGGACACCCAACUUGAGGCUCAGCAGCACAACGACCAGCCUCCCUCGCUGGGAGCGACGAGCGCGGGGCCACACAGCACGGCCAGACGCAGCAGGCUGGACGCAAUCCCUCUUCAGCCGCGGCAAAGCGACACAGAAGCCAUUUCCGCGCUCGCGGGACAGCGCGACCUGCCGCGCAGGAGCACGGCCGAGAGAGAGCAAGACGCACGACGCGCACGCCACUCUUCUACCCCUGCGGACACCUUCAUCUCGGAGCGAGGAACCCGCGCCUCCCCGCGGUCGUCAGCGCCUUCAGUUCGCGUGCAAGCGCCACCGCGAGGCGAGCCCCCAAGCCAGGCGUUCGGAGGCGGGGACUGGCCGUCGGCUCACCCAAGAGGCGUCAGCGCGGAUGGACGCGACUGGGAGCCAGGCCACUGGCAUUCGUCCGCGGCGGCAGCACGGGACGCCGGAUCCUGCGCAGCUGCGCUGCCGUCUCUGCCGCCCCGCUUGCCGCGUGCGAGUGGCGAUGCGCGCUUCGAAGAAUGCAUCCGCCUCUCUGUUGGAUACACCGUUCGGCGGCCGUCGGGCCGCAACGAGACGUCGCCCUCUGUCCCCUCGGAGCCCCCUGUCUGGAGCCUCCCUCAGCAGGACGGGGCUGACGCUGGAGUCUUCUUCCACGCGGAAGGCGCGGCGUGCCCCUCGCCUGUGUUCUUCACGCCUUCUCCACUGAAGGAGCCGCCGACUUUCGGCUGCGCGGCAAAAAGCGUGCCCGACGCGGACUUCUGCCUCGAGACCGACGCAUGGCGAGGCAGUCGGCAGUUUGAGAGAGCCGUCUGGCACACCAUGGAGAGGUGGGACGACGCCGUCAGCCCGCCAGAAGAGGAAGCUGAGCAGGUAUCCGCAGGAGGCAGCCUCGCCAUGAGCGAACGAAUCGCCGCGCCCGGCGAAGCUGCGUGGUCGAUGGGGAUGGGCAGCGUCCGAAGCCUGACAACGGCAUACGUCUGCCACGUGCUUCCUCGUAGCCAUGAACACCCGCCCACUGCGACUGUUCCGGGAGAGCCCAAGCGCCGUCGCCGGCAUCCAGUGACACCUCCAGACGGGAAAGUUGGCAUCCCACUCUACGGGCCUCUUGCGGACAACGCGAGGAGAUCGCGAGGACUCACGAUUCUGCCUAGCGGGGUAGCCUUGAUCGCUGAGAGGCUAAAUUAUAGUCAUCCAGGACAGGAUAAGAAUACGAGCAAGAGAAAUCCAGCAGCCUGGCUCUAG